AUGCUUAGAUUUGCCCGCCCACAAGUGAAGAAGACCGCUGUGUCGUUGUCGCGUACAUAUGCCCACAAGGAGAUCAAGUUCGGCGUUGAAGGCAGAGCCGCCUUGUUGAAAGGUGUCGAGACUCUGGCCGACGCCGUUUCCGUGACCCUUGGACCUAAGGGAAGAAACGUGUUAAUAGAGCAACCAUUUGGAGCUCCAAAGAUCACCAAGGAUGGUGUGACUGUUGCUAAAUCCGUGGUUUUGAAGGACAAGUUUGAGAACCUCGGUGCCAAGCUGUUGCAAGAUGUGGCGUCCAAGACCAACGAGAGCGCUGGUGAUGGAACCACUUCUGCUACCGUCUUGGGUAGAUCGAUUUUCACCGAGUCGGUGAAGAACGUUGCUGCUGGAUGCAACCCAAUGGACCUGAGACGUGGAUCGCAGGCUGCUGUUGAGGCCGUUGUGGAGUUCUUGCAGAAGAACAAGAAGGAGAUCACCACCUCUGCUGAGAUUGCACAGGUUGCAACCAUUUCGGCCAACGGAGAUGUUCACAUUGGAGGACUGUUGGCUUCUGCCAUGGAGAAGGUGGGAAAGGAGGGUGUUAUCACUGUCAAGGAAGGUAAGACAUUGGAGGACGAGCUCGAGGUGACCGAGGGUAUGAGAUUCGACCGUGGUUUCAUCUCUCCUUACUUUAUCACUGACGCCAAGUCCGGAAAGGUAGAGUUCGAGCGCCCACUGCUGCUGUUGUCCGAGAAGAAGAUCUCUUCCAUCCAGGACGUUCUUCCUUCGUUGGAGCUCUCCAACCAGCUGAGAAGACCAUUGUUGAUCAUUGCUGAGGACAUUGAUGGCGAGGCACUGGCCGCUUGUAUUCUCAACAAGUUGAGAGGCCAAGUCCACGUUGCCUGUGUCAAGGCUCCAGGAUUCGGAGACAACAGAAAGAACAUUCUUGGAGACAUUGCCGUUCUCUCCGGAGGUUCCGUGUUCACCGAGGAAUUAGACCUGAAGCCUGAAAACGCUACUGCUGAGUUGCUCGGUUCUGCUGGUUCUAUCACCAUUACCAAGGAGGACACUGUCAUCCUUAACGGAGACGGAACCAAGGAUGCUAUCGUCCAGCGUUGUGAACAGAUCAGAAACUCUGUUGACGAUGCUGCUACUUCUGAAUACGAGAAGGAAAAGCUCCAGGAGCGCUUGGCUAAACUUUCUGGAGGUGUUGCUGUCAUCAGAGUUGGUGGUGCCUCUGAGGUUGAAGUUGGCGAGAAAAAGGACCGUUAUGACGAUGCUCUCAAUGCCACCAGAGCUGCUGUCCAAGAGGGUAUCCUGCCAGGUGGAGGUACCGCUUUGGUGAAGGCUUCCAGAAUUUUGGACCAGGUUAAAACUGCCAACUUUGACCAGAAGCUGGGUGUUGACAUUAUCAGAUCUGCCAUCACCAAGCCAGCCAAGAGAAUUGUCGAAAAUGCGGGCCAGGAAGGCUCUGUUGUCGUUGGAAAGAUUCUUGACGAGUUUGGAAACGACUUCAACUUCGGCUACGAUUCCGCUAAGGGAGAGUACGUCGACAUGAUUGCCGCUGGUAUCAUCGAUCCUUUCAAGGUUGUGAGAAACGGACUUGUUGAUGCCUCUGGUGUUGCGUCGCUGUUGGCCACUACCGAGUGCGCCAUUGUUGACGCUCCAGAGCCAGCCCCUGCUGCUCCAGCCGGAGGUAUGGGUGGAAUGGGUGGAAUGGGAGGUAUGCCAGGUUUCUAA
Messenger RNA from Kuraishia capsulata CBS 1993, 1716 nucleotides. RefSeq lists its product as uncharacterized. Gene Ontology annotation, molecular function: ATP-dependent protein folding chaperone; ATP binding; protein-folding chaperone binding. The transcript has a single exon. Gene Ontology annotation, biological process: protein refolding; apoptotic mitochondrial changes; protein import into mitochondrial intermembrane space. Lineage: Eukaryota; Fungi; Ascomycota; Pichiomycetes; Pichiales; Pichiaceae. The record is from RefSeq and is a predicted model, not a curated record. The coding region runs from base 1 to 1716 and encodes 571 amino acids. Gene Ontology annotation, cellular component: mitochondrial inner membrane; mitochondrial matrix.